Meleagris gallopavo (turkey) is the source of this 882-nucleotide messenger RNA. The record is from RefSeq and is a predicted model, not a curated record. Lineage: Eukaryota; Metazoa; Chordata; Aves; Galliformes; Phasianidae.
CAGUACUACGGCAUCGCAGGUGACGUACUUAGAGCAAGCAGGCCGUCUGCCGGUUGUGGAACUCUGGCGGUGCUGGAACAAAAUGAAACCGGGAUUGUCCUGCUCAGGAGCUUUGACUGGAAUGAUGGCCUGUUUGAUGUGACGUGGAGUGAGAAUAAUGAGCACGUAUUGAUCACUUCUAGCGGGGAUGGAUCUCUGCAAAUCUGGGAUAUAGCUAAACCCAAAGGUCCACUGCAAGUCUAUAAGGAACACAUUCAGGAGGCAUACAGUGUUGACUGGAGCCAAACUAGAGGGGAGCAGCUAGUGGUAUCUGGUUCAUGGGAUCAAACAGCCAAGCUGUGGGAUCCAGCAGUGGGAAAGUCUUUACGCACCUUUAAAGGCCAUGAAGGGGUCAUUUACAGCACUAUAUGGUCUCCGCACAUCCCUGGUUGUUUUGCAUCUGCUUCAGGUGACCAGACUUUAAGAAUUUGGGAUGUGAAAGCCCCAGGAGUCAGACUCGUGAUACCAGCCCACCAGGCUGAGAUCUUGAGCUGUGACUGGUGCAAGUAUGAUGAGAACUUGCUGGUAACUGGUGCAGUUGACUGCAGUUUGAAAGGCUGGGAUUUGCGAAAUGUCCGGCAGCCAGUGUUCAUCCUCCUUGGUCAUACCUAUGCUGUCAGAAGAGUGAAAUUUUCACCAUUCCAUGCAACUUUAUUGGCCUCUUGCUCCUAUGAUUUUACUGUGAGAUUCUGGGACUUUUCCAAGCCUAACCCUUUGCUGGAAACGGUCGAGCAUCAUACUGAGUUUACAUGUGGACUAGAUUUAAGCCUUCACAAAUGUGGCCAGGUAAGAGAUGUGACAAAUUUACCUUUUGCUUGCCUAUUAUAGCCAGUUCUUUCAAGG